Glycine soja is the source of this 637-nucleotide messenger RNA. Its product is annotated as LOB domain-containing protein 12-like. Lineage: Eukaryota; Viridiplantae; Streptophyta; Magnoliopsida; Fabales; Fabaceae. The transcript is spliced from 2 exons. Bases 116 to 613 code for a protein of 165 amino acids. The record is from RefSeq and is a predicted model, not a curated record.
CCUAACUUUCUGUUUUCCUGCUUUAUACUUUUAAGCUUUAACCCUCCAAACAAAGAAUUUUUGUAGUACCCCCGCCCCCCCCCCCCCCCCCCUUUUCUUUCUUUCUUAUAAUCAAAUGGCUGGGAAUUCUCCAUGUGCUUCAUGCAAACUUCUGAGACGCAGGUGUACCAAGGACUGCAUCUUUGCUCCUUAUUUCCCUUCCAAUGAUCCUCAAAAGUUCGCCUUAGUUCACAAGGUUUUUGGUGCUAGCAAUGUUAGCAAAAUGCUUCAGGAACUUCCGGUUCACCAGAGAGCGGAUGCUGUGAGUAGUUUGGUGUAUGAGGCACAUGCAAGAGUUCGGGACCCGGUGUAUGGUUGUGUUGGAGCCAUAUCCUAUCUGCAAAACCAGGUUUCUGAGCUUCAAAUGCAGCUUGCAGUGGCUCAAGCAGAGAUACUCUGCAUCCAGAUGCAGCAGGAGCCAGCGAUUCCAAACCCAGAAAUGGAAGACCCAGAUCAGAAAUCUUACCUUCUCCAAAAUGAACUCCCUCAGUACCUCAACUAUGCCUCUUCUAGCAAUGUAAUCUAUGACUCUCUCUCAAGAGAGAGUAUUUUUGGACAUGACAUGGUUUCUUGAAUGCAAAUGCUUCUUGAGUUCUUA